This is a messenger RNA of Morchella sextelata, 909 nucleotides long. RefSeq lists its product as uncharacterized. The record is from RefSeq and is a predicted model, not a curated record. Bases 1 to 909 code for a protein of 302 amino acids. NCBI's taxonomy places the organism in Eukaryota, Fungi, Ascomycota, Pezizomycetes, Pezizales, Morchellaceae. The transcript is spliced from 2 exons.
AUGGAAUCCACCAACCGUCCAUUUCCGUUCGAGCGAGGGUCGCCUAACCGAAGAUCUCCGCCGCCGCUCGCAGUCGCCGCCGAGAAUGUCUCGCCCAUCGAUGUGACAAUGUUCGCAUGGCUCAAAUCACCACCUGGUGCUGCGUCUGCCGCACCACUUACCAGCACAAGGUCAGCGGAUUAUCAUCCCAUCACGCCACAGCGAGUAACCGCGCCCAAGGGAGUGCCCGGGGUAGGGUCGAAGUCUGCAGAGCAUCCCGGAAUGUCGGCGGAUGUCACGCCCACCCCCGUUCCCGUGGUCCUCCCAAUUUUGCCAGAGGACAAACUCCCAAGUUCUAGGCCAAGAAAAAAACGUCGACAACGCAAGAUCAAGCCCAGUUAUAGCCCCUCCACAAUCUGGGUAGGUAUCGCGAAAGGUUUAGGUAGUAACGAGCAUCUACUGGACCUUCUGAAGCACUAUCGAGAUGAAGGGAGGGAUGCCGCUUCAAAGAAGGAGAUUGAAGAUUGGCUCCGUAGCCAUAUACCGGGGGCUUCCCUGGUUGGGGGUCUUUUGAACGAGAGCAUCCGCAUCCUUUCGCAGGAGCAGGGAAAGACGGGCAAGAUCAUCAAAAAUCAGCAUUACUUCAAGAAAGUCAAGGCCGCACUCAAGUAUCGUGUGGAAUUCCUAGCGAGUGCUAGUGGAAUUGAGAGGGUGGGAGAUGGGGAUCACGUGGCCGCAGUGCAAAGUGACGGAGUAGAGAGAGGACCAGUUGUCAUUAGGUCGGCGAAGGAGGGGGGGCUUCAGGCUGUGAGAGACUGUGCGGAACUCCCGGGGAAUUUGAUAAUUGGGCCCAGUACUGCGGAUUCCAUUGAAACGACUGCGGGUGAGGACUGCAUCAUAAGCGAAGUGCACGUUGUGGUUCAAGGUUAA